Molecule: messenger RNA, 8361 nt
Organism: Platichthys flesus (European flounder)
Lineage: Eukaryota; Metazoa; Chordata; Actinopteri; Pleuronectiformes; Pleuronectidae
Gene: rbm15
Product: RNA binding motif protein 15
Exons: 1
Coding region: 128-2677 (849 amino acids)
Biological process (GO): regulation of alternative mRNA splicing, via spliceosome
Cellular component (GO): nucleus
Molecular function (GO): mRNA binding
Source: RefSeq, a predicted model, not a curated record
UUGUUGUUUUGCCGCAGGGUCAGUGAAUAAAUCCGCUUUUCUUUUCUUUAAUUUUCUGCACUAAAUUGCAGAAAGAGCUCUAAAGAAAAAAACAGGCGCCCGAGGGAACGGCUCCGCGACGACUGAAAUGAAAGGCAAAGAGCGGUCGCCGAUUAAAAAGCGCUCGCGGGCCUUGGACGAUAUUCGAGACAGGGGAGGAUGCCACCCGACCAGCAAGAAAAUGGGGGCUCUCUCCGUUUCCAGUGGGAGUAAUAAUGGGAACAGCUCGACCAAAGGCGACGGCGGCUCCACGCGAAGGAGCCUCCUCGGCGAGAAGAGGGACCGGGACUUCGACAGCCACAGCCGGACUGGGAAUAAUCACAGUUGUCAGUCUGCGGCCACCAGCUCCGUGGGUAAAAACCACAGCCUGAGCCUGACGCUGGAUUUAGCCUCGGCGAGGACCACGUCGCGGGGGGAGCAGCGGGUCCAGCCGCCGAGCACCGAGAGUGAGUACAAGACGCUGAAAAUAAGCGACCUCGGCACCCAGCUGAGCGACGAGGACAUAGAGGACGGACUCUUUCACGAGUUUAAGAAAUUCGGGGACGUGAGCGUCAAGAUCAGCCGCAGCAACGACGAGCGGAUCGCGUUCGUGAAUUUCCGGAAGCCGGAGGACGCCCGGGCCGCGAAGCACGCCAGGGGCCGGCUGGUGCUGUACGACCGGCCGCUGAAGAUCGAGGCGGUGUACAUCAACAGGAGGAGAAGCCGUUCCCCCGUGGAGAGAGACUUGUACGGUGCCACGCAGAGCCACAGACACUUGCAGAGACCCCUCUCGCCCACGGGGCUCGGCUACAGGGACUACCGGCUGCAGCAGCUGGCCCUAGGACGGCUCCCCCCGCCUCCACCGCCCCCUUUGCCCAGAGAUCUGGAGCGCGACAGGGAGUUCGCCCUGUUUGAAGCCAGGGCGCGUCCAGCUUUCAUUGCGGAGCGAGCAGCUUUUCGUGAGGAGGAUUUUAUCUCCCCCGAGGACGACCAAAGAGCCAACAGGACGUUGUUUUUAGGCAACCUGGACAUAACGGUGACAGAGGCCGACCUGAGGAGAGCCUUUGACAGGUUCGGGGUGAUCACAGAGGUGGACAUUAAGAGACCCACACGGGGACAAACCAGCACGUAUGGAUUUCUGAAAUUUGAGAACCUUGACAUGGCUCACCGUGCUAAGCUCAGUAUGUCUGGGAAAAUUGUUGGCCGCAACCCCAUAAAAAUAGGCUAUGGGAAAGCAACUCCCACCACCCGCCUGUGGGUGGGUGGGCUUGGACCCUGGGUUCCCCUAGCUGCUCUUGCAAGGGAGUUUGAUCGCUUUGGCACUAUAAGGACCAUUGACUACAGGAAGGGGGACACCUGGGCCUACAUUCAGUAUGAAAGUUUGGACGCUGCACAGGCGGCAUGCACACACAUGAGGGGCUUCCCAUUGGGAGGUCCCGAGAGAAGACUGAGAGUGGACUUUGCUGACACUGAACAUCGCUACCAGCAGCAGUUCCUGCAGCCGCUCCCUAUACCACCUUUUGACAUGGUGGCCGAGUCAUUUGUCCACCGUGCCACACCUGAACCACUGAGGGUCAGGGAACGGACUCCACCGCCGCUUCACUUUAGGGAGAGAGAACUAUUUCCUGGAGCUGAGUGGCCCAACCCAGCUAUGCGUGAACGAGUACGCGCCUCACCCUUCGAGCCUCUGGAUCACUUGGAGCGUGAGCGGCGGGCACGGGAGCCCUGGUCUCUGGAACGAGAGCUGCAGGGACGGGAACCUGUUCGCAAACGGCGUCUAAUGGAGGAUGGCCGUCACAUAGACCACUCCCCUGACAUCACUGAUAGGACAGUAAGGCGAAGGCGUGCUUCUCCAGAUGGCAGUCCUGGAGGUAGCAGCAGAGAUGGAGGCCGCUUCAGUGACUCAGAGCGCCCUGUGCGGGGUGAAAGACCCUCCCCAAUACGAGAACGCCACACCAGCCUGGAGAGAGGUGGUGCUGAACGGAGACUAAAAAACCAGAGUCUCUCAGACAAGGCACCUUUAAGCAGCAGUGUUUCAGCAGUUGGAGAGCGAAAGCGCAAAGCAGGUGAAGGUGGUAAAGGACCAGCCAAGAGAGAACGAUCUGAGACCAGUUCCAAGGGCCAGCUGUCCAAGUCGGACGGCACCAGACUCAGUUUGGCCUGGCAAGGCAUGCUGCUGCUGAAGAACAGCAACUUUCCAGCCAACAUGCACCUGCUGGAGGGCGACCACAAUGUAGCCAGUGACCUGCUCGCUGACGGCACAGUGGGGCGGCAGGUGAGCGAGCUAAAGAUCACCCAGCGUCUCCGCCUGGACCAGCCCAAGCUCGACGAGGUGUCCCGACGCAUCAAGGUGGCCGGCCCCGAUGGCUACGCCAUUCUGCUGGCAGUUCCCGGCACCACAGAGGAUCCAUCUUCGUCCGACCCCGCGGUCUCAACCCAGCGGCCGCUUCGGAACCUGGUAUCCUACCUCAACCAAAAACAAGCAGCAGGAGUCAUCAGCCUGCCCGUGGGAGGGAGCAGAGAUAAAGACAACACAGGGGUCCUUCAUGCUUUCCCUCCCUGUGAAUUCUCUCAGCAGUUCCUGGAUUCCUCUGCUAAAGCUCUGGCUAAAAGUGAAGAGGACUAUCUGGUCAUGAUUGUUGUGCGUGGAGCAUCUUAAAAAUCCGAACACACUAAGUUCAAGUCAUGUAAAAAAAAAAAAAAGAUCUGCUGUAUUUCAGUAACUAUUGCAUGCUGUGUGUUCUGCAUUAUGGGGUGCACUAGUAUGGUUCUUGAGUGUUUGUAUGUAGCCAUGUAAUCCACUUAAAAGGACAAACUGUGCCCUUCAAAACUAAGAAGUUGUUUUUGAAAUUAUUUUUAAAAGGGUGUAUGAAAGAAUUGCUCACUAAUUCAGAAACCAUUCAGUCAGAAUACUGUAAAACACAAGGAGCAUUUGACCAGUCAAUUUCGAUGUAAUUUAACAAGACUCAGAUUAUAAAGAAAACUUGGUUGAUUUGCAAGUUUAAUAUCUCAGCUUUCCAGAUAUAUCCUGAGAAAAUGUUCGAUCAAUAAGAAAUAGAAGGAGUGGACACAAUAACACCUCUACGACAGUUAAACCACAAAUGAUGAAUUGAGUUGAAUCCAGUGUUAAAAAAAGCUACCAAUGACAAGCUUAACAAAGUACUUGGACUACUAUAAGCAUAUAGGUGUUGCUCUGUAUACCUCCUAAACAGGUACUUACACAAGGGGUAAUUGGAAGAUAUUAUUUCAAAGCUAUUUCUACUACAUUAAUGUUUUGAUUGAUGGAUACAAAGGUGAGCAUGACAAUUUUGAAAUCAGGGUUUUCAUUGAAGGUUUAAUUAAUUAUUUUGUACUGAAGCUACGAAGAAACGAUCCUGUUAACAUUUUGUUGGUUAAAACAUGUUGCACAGCUCUUCUUCAGUGCACCACGCUCCACAGACUUAAGGUUUCUGGCUGUCAUGUCUUCAUCAGAUAACCAUUGUGAUGAAGGCAUGACAGCUUGAAAAUAUGGUAAAAGGACAGUGGUGUGCAGAAGAAGUGUAGUGCUUUUUGUUUCAAAUUCCAAUGGGCCUGAAUUGAAGCUCACUCGGUCCCUGUGUUUUCAAAGAAAAGAAAAAUAUUCUGAAGCACACCAGAUGCAUUUCAGUUACCUACAUUGUUAUGUGUUUGAAAAAAAAAAUUGUCAAAGUUCAUUGUUUUGGAUCCGAGUGUAUUUUAUUGUGUUCCUCAAUACUGGAACAUCAAAUUGCAAGAUAGACAAUGAAGUCGGUGUGUGUCCCGUCCACGGGUAAAACCAAAUCAUCUUGUCAACUCUGUGGAAUGCUGAAUACUAACAGAUGUGAGUUUGGACCAGGGAACAGCCUGUAAUUCAAUACGCAUAGCAUAGUAAAGCAAAUACUAACAUUUUUCUCAUUUUCUACUUAAUAUUUUAUUUUAUGCAUCCCUACCUUAGGAAUGGUUGUGUAAUGUUAUCUAUGGAUAAAAACUACAGUAGUACUGGAUAAAAAGCUUAGAGAAGUUUGUGUUGAUAUUUGACAGUCUGUUUCACUUUUUGCUCUGAAACCAGUAAGUUCUCCAAGAAUAAUAAUAAUCAAUAUAAUGAAAUUGUUGGUUACAAGUAACAAAUACCUGCCAUUUUGUCAGUAAGAUGGUUUGUGUCAUUUUAAAGUUUUUGCAGUAACAUGACAGUUAACAUUGGAAUUUGAAUUUUAGAGGUCUAAAUUUAUAUAUUUUACUCAUGACUGCUAACAUGUUCCAAAGGCAUGCUUCUCGUAUUUUCUUUUGCCAUUGUAUGUUUAGCCUGCAAUAGUAAUCCACUCUGAUUUAUAAUUUGCUGAGUUUGGUUUAACAUGUAUUGAAAACAUUGAUGUGUGGGAAAGUUGUUGUGUGUCAACGUCACACCCACUGCGACGCUGGACUCCAGAGGAGACGAGUGCAGCGCUGAAAGCCUCUGCAGAGAAGGCCACAUUGUGUUUGUGAGUCCUCGCUGAUGAGGCAGCUUUUAAGUUGUGUAGCCCAUCUGCCCCUGUGAUGACUUCUGUUAAAAAUGGAAAAAUUGAGCAGUGUACACUUUGAUGUCAUGGGAAAGGAAAAUCCAUAGAGCCCACGCGAAGCUGUUCACAUACCUGAAAAGUGCGGUUGGGCACUCAAUGUGACCGAUUAUCAAUAAAUUGUUCAUUUGAAGGGAAACAUGUUUCUUCGAUGGAAGUCAAUUGAAGAAACACACCAUGCCUUAUUGUGUUUCGAAGGAGUUGUCACUUGCAAUUGUGUUUCUGCACACGCGAAGGGAGACAAUUUGCAAUUUGUUUAGCAACACCGACGAGAGACCCCUGUUUCGUGUGAGGAUCGCUGUUUGCUUACAUGCCUGUUCUGAGCUGCUAAGGUGCCUGACAUAAAUUACACCCCCACGACCCCGAAUUAUACCCUCAACUGUUCCGUUGGCACGUCAACACCUGAUCAGGAUGGAGGAGCCUCCGCCUCCCUUGUUUACAGCCAGAGUCCAGUUUGCAGCGUGAUGCAGAAGCAGACAGCGGUGCAGUUUCGGGAGGCGAGGGCCGGAGUGAACAGCAGCACGUGCCAGUAUCCUGUUCUCCCUGCUCUUAACUCUAAAGGUUCCAUCUGCAUUGCUCCUGGUACUGCAUAGGAGCCGAGGAAGAAAUCUCAUCACCUGCCGUCACACGCUCCUUUUGGGAGACUGUGGGUGACACUGCUCUGAAAUGUGCAUAGCGUCUCCAGUUCAAGCUGUGUCACCGCAGAGGCCGAGCGGAACCAAACCGCUGGGCUGAUCUGUCUUUCGUAACGUUUUUCUUUUCCCAGUUAUGAUUUGAUUUGACUUAUUGUUUGGCUCAGGGAAGAGGAUGGGCCAAACCUCAGCUAGGAAUAUUGUUUGACCCCAUCUUCACGUGUUCUCCUCUGAUUGAACGCUCUCCGAGGAGAUGAGUAAACAAGUGUCUGCUGCGUUGAAGCUGCACUGUUGUCACCCGAGGUCCGCUGCAGCCUGGAAACAAAACAAGCACAGGCCAGGUUGUUUACCUUUUUUUGACACCGCUGGAAGGAAGCCACUCUGCGGACCUCACCCAUCCCCAAAUUCAUCUAGGAGACCCUUUUUUAUUUUACCCCUUUGUUAGUGUAAAGCCACUUUUAUAGAGGAAAGAAAGUUCUCAAUUACCUCCCUGCAAUCCAUUUUGAGUCAUGAAUGAAAACAAUUGAGGUGUUCUGUGCCAAGAAGGACCCCUCUCUUCACCAGAGAAACAUUGCCAUCUUGAGGACCACGGAGCACCUGCUUCCCUCUCUCACAGUCAUCCCCCUGAUACAUCUCACUCGUCCACACCUGACACCCAGGACAGAGCUGGUAUCACUGUACGACUGCAGUGUAGAACGGGCACCAUGGUGAGUAAGAGAACAAGUGCUGCUCGCCAGGUCUGUGUCGGUGGCGUAGGCAGCAGUGGUAAGUACAAUGUGUGAACACAUGUUUUACAACGACAAAUGCGAAAUGGCACUGGUUUCAAUUCAAAGUCAUUACCGAGGUUAUUUGCCUCUGAUGGCCGCUGGCAUAUGUCCCGGACCAGAGAUAAUAGGAUCAUUUACUGCCCACAGUAACAUGCAUAGUGCUGUUUUGAUUACUGAAAGAAUGAUAGAUGUACCAGGACAAUCAACGCCUUAAUAAUACCCUCUUGCAGAUUUGUUUAUUAUCAAAUUGCUGGUUUAGAAAAAGGCUGAAGUACUUUAGAGGGAAAGAAAGAGUUUGAGUCGAUGAGUUUUUUAAUUUAGAAAACUGCAGUUGUAUGUUUUCAAUUAGAUCCAUGUAAGAAAAUGAUGCACAUUUGGUUGCAGCCUAAUUAGACAUGUAAAUGUAGACCUCACCUUUCAAUUUGUUGAAGAUUUAUUGAGUCACUGAUGGAGACAAAAAACAGCCAGUAACUAGAGGCAAGGUUAUCGUGAUGUGGUGUGAGGACAUUUGGUUUUAUACUCAGUUGAAAAGACUUGAUUGUUUUUCAUAAAAGAGCAAAGAAUCCACAUCAAGCUAUUGUCUCCUCUUUUCAAACUCACAAUUAUCAUCAUCGUUAAGCAACUCCUGGUCCUGCUCAAAUUUACUGAUGAUGCUGAAGUGUUGUUAUCAUAUAGCAGUUAGAGAAGUAUAAUUUAAAGAUUCAGUGUGCGGAAUUUAGCGAUAUUUGUAAUGAAGUUGCAUGUGGUAGCUUGCGGUUCUCAUAAAAACUCAAAAGGUGUUUAGUUUGUCCAGUCUGGUCUACUGUAAAAAACAUGGCAGCCUCGAUAAAGCGGACCCGCUCCCGAUGUUAAAAUAAAGUAAUUCAAUAUAAAAGGUCCAUUUUAGGGUAAAAGACACAAUCCACAAAAUUUAGGUUAAAAACACACAAGUGAAAACAUCACUAGGAAUAUUUUAUAAUCAAUUUCUGUCAAUGAAUCCCUUUCACCUAAAUCUGACACACUGGACCUUUUAGUUCUAAUAACAGAAGAAAAUGGCUUCUGGUAAAGUAUAAUGUUUUGCAUUAGGAGUCUGCAGUCCACAGAUUUUAACCUCCACUUAAUGAAAUGGGUAACGUUCACAUGCGAUCCGCAGACCCCAGGAGAAAGCAUAAAAUACGACCAGCUACCAUUCAAAAUAAACCCUGUAGAAAUGACCAUUAUCAAUAUCUGAUCACUACUGACUGCCACCAUGUCACAGAUAAUCAGUGAUAUAUAACUACAUAUAUAUUUUUACUCAAUUAUGGUCUUUAGGUCUCAAUUAGGUCUGACUCAAUCCAAUGCUAGUGGAGCAGUGUUACGAUGCUUGUUGAGGUGGCAAAUACAGAGAUACAGACAAAUUAAGCAUCUAUCAUUUCACAGGUUAGUCUCUGGUUAGUUGUCUUUAUACACAGGGUUCAAGAGAAAGGAGCAAUAUGGUUAAAAGGAAAUUUUAAAUCAAUAAAUAUUGACAGAUUACAAAUCUGUCAAUUCUAUUCUGGUAGUGCUCAGUGUCUUUACUUUUUUCAAAUGAAGACUUUCACCUAUUAAUCUCUCCAAAAAUGUCUUAUUAUUAAUUUGUGCCAGGGUCAGAAAGACAGUAGGAUUUUGGUUGUUAGCAUUGUACAUCUUUCUCAGUUCAGAACAUCUCAUGUUAUUUCCACAGCCAAGGAGAUUAACAUUGUGAGGCAGGGCAUUGGUCUUCAAACUGUUCACUGACUUCCCAUGGACUAAUUCAUGGAUCAGGCCCAUUUAGGGAACUGAUAUCUAUGAGUGUUUGACAUUUGAGGCAGCUUGACUGAAUUCAAAGGAAAUGAAGGCCUUGGCGGAGGCUUAUGCUCAUACCGAGUGCCAUUCUAGUAUUGACUCACGACUAGUGGGAAAAAUAAAGCUUCAAAAGUCAUAAUUAGGCACAAUGAUGUUCAUCAUCUGUACUGCAGUUCCCUGUAGUAUGAAAAAGUUAGAGGGAUGUUGUUACAUCCAAUCAGAAUAUACAUUUAACUUUGUAAUAACAAACAUUUUUACUGAGUUUUUUUUUUUAAUCAAAACAAUCAAACCAUUGUUUGUGACACUUUCACACUGUUUACUUCUGUUGACAUUAUAACCUUUUUGCAUGUCGCCCAUACAGAUCUCCACUAGAUGGCCGCUGCAUCUGAUAAACACACCUUCAGGUCUCAUCUCCUGUAAGUAACCUUGCUUUAAUUAAUUAAAUUAAAUAACAAAGUGUUUCUGACGUUAGAAAGUUGAUAUUUUCAGAGUAUUGAUAGUAACAAGCCUUUGCUGGGUCCAAGAUAAAAAUGAAUGCCAUAAUAUUCACAAAUAAUUUUGUUUAUUCACUGUAGUAUGUCGUAACAAUGUGUCAAUAAAAUGUGAAAUCCA